GUGUUGGGCACGAAGAGAGCCAGAUCAUUCUGAUAAUACAAAUCUGCAUAUUCAUAAUUUUUCUCAAGUUGUUCCCCAUAGUUCUUCACCAUGGUGUCACCUUCAUCCUAUUCCGAAAGCCCAAUUUCUGGCAUGAGACUGUCAUCAGUUGUGCCAGCUAAACAGACAGGAAACAAAGAUCAUCCACUGACAGACUUGGACUUGGCCGUCAAGCUCCAUUACGUCAGAGCAGUUUACUUCUUCGACAGCGAAGCCGUUCGAGGACUCACUAUAAAUGACUUGAAGACGCCGAUGUUUAAGUUGCUAGAUAUCUACUUCACUGCCGCAGGGAGGAUCAGGAGAUCCGAAACAACCGGCAGGCCGUUCCUCAAGUGCAACGAUGGCGGCGUUCGAUUUGUUGAGGCUUUUUGUGACAAAACUAUCGAUGAUUUGUUGAAUAUCAAUGGCGAUUCUCGUGAUAAUUGUCUGGCCUACUAUCAAACUCUUGGCCCUGAUCUUCCUUUCUCCCCUCCGGUUUUAGUACAGUUUACUUGGUUCAAAUGUGGGGGAGUCUCCUUGGGCCUGAGCUGGGCCCAUAUUAUCGGAGAUCCAAUUUCGGCAUCAACCUUCGUCAACAAAUGGGCUCUGAUCCUGGCAGGUCAUAUUCCAAUAAAAUCUCUUCACUCGCCAAAACCAAGAAAAUCUGAAACCCCUGUUUCACUUCCUGGAAAAUCGUCUCCCAUGAAAAGAGUUGAACCAGUUGGCGACCACUGGAAAUUUUCCAACAACUGUAAAAUGGAAACUCAAUCUUUCCAAAUCACUUCCAAACAACUAGCCCAUAUGGCAUCAAGAGUAUGUGCUCCCGCAAAUGUUUCUCAUUUUGAAGUCCUCUCUGCCGUUAUAUGGAAAUCACUCUCAAAAUUUAGGGAAGAUUCAGGGCCCAGAGUUGUGACAAUCUGUGCUUAUAAUAACUUGGGCAACAGAGAAAAUGAUGGGCCGACUAAUGACUUGGUUUUAAGCACAAUUGGGGCGGAUUUCAAUGUAAGAAAAGUUGAUAUAUCAGAAUUGGCUGUGUUGAUUGCUGAUAAGAAAAGGGUGGAUGGGAAUAGUUUGGCAGAAGAAAUAUUUUCGGAGGAAGAAAGUGAAAGUUCAGACCUUAUUGUGUACGGUGCGAAUUUGACAUUUGUAAACAUGGAAGAGGCGGAUGUUUAUGGGUUGAAAUUGCAGGGUAAGAAACCAGUGUUUGUGAAUUACGCCAUUGAUGGGGUCGGCAACGAAGGGAUUGUUAUGAUUCUUCGCGGUCCUGAUGAGGAAGAUGGUUGCGGCAGGACAGUGACAGUUGUGUUGCCGCAAGAUCAACUUACAAAUCUCGAGAAGGAGCUGAAUCAAGAAUGGUCUGUUGCGUGAUCAAGAGCCACGUUUAUUUGGAUAACAAUAACAAUAAAAGGAAUGAGUUUGGGCAA
Messenger RNA from Mangifera indica (mango), 1442 nucleotides. Its product is annotated as protein ECERIFERUM 2. The record is from RefSeq and is a predicted model, not a curated record. The transcript is spliced from 2 exons. Gene Ontology annotation, molecular function: acyltransferase activity, transferring groups other than amino-acyl groups. Bases 91 to 1386 code for a protein of 431 amino acids. NCBI's taxonomy places the organism in Eukaryota, Viridiplantae, Streptophyta, Magnoliopsida, Sapindales, Anacardiaceae.